Molecule: messenger RNA, 2229 nt
Organism: Glarea lozoyensis ATCC 20868
Lineage: Eukaryota; Fungi; Ascomycota; Leotiomycetes; Helotiales; Helotiaceae
Exons: 3
Coding region: 1-2229 (742 amino acids)
Source: RefSeq, a predicted model, not a curated record
AUGACAUGGUCACCUAACCACCAAGCCGAGUUCUUCACUUUUCCCGACGGGCUCCCACCUCAAGUACUUCCCGGCGAUUUCCUGCAUACACCGAGUCCGGAAACCAAAAAUGCUAUUUUCAGCAGCUAUCUUCCUAUUCAAGAAGCUGAAGCCGAAAGAGGAAGGGUGCUGUUAGCGAGACUGGAGAAGCUCGCUCCGAGUGUGGCGGAGAAGUUUACGGUGAGGGAUGGUCUGAUAGACGAUUUUGCUUUGAGGUUGAUCAAUGAGAGUAGUGUUGAUGUUGAGACGGAUGGGGAUGUGAGAAGUUUUGUUGUGAUGUCUUAUUGCUGGGAUCCGAGGUAUGAGGAUAGGUGGAAGGGUGAAUAUGGAGAGGAAUUUACUAUUCCGUUUAGCAGCUUGAUCAUGCAAACUGUAAUCCAAGAACGUCAGAGCGCUACCGAAGGAAUCUGGAUAGACCAAGUCUGUAUCAACCAGAGAUCAGAAGCUGAAAAGAAUGUCGCUAUUCCAGCUAUGGCGGCACUGUAUAAGCAAGCGAGGCUUGUUGUUGUCGCCAUUGGCGAUAUAGAAGUCAGUGUGGAGGAACAAAAGGUUUUGCGGGAUUUUAUCUCUUCGUUGGAGACAUUUGGUAUUGUGACUACUCAAUUGCCUUUCACUCGAACGGUACCACCGUUCAUGCAUCAAAGUCCGGUACUAAGGGGGUUUUGGGAUAAGUUUCUGGGCAGUAGGUGGUUCACUCGAGCGUGGUGUUCACACGAGAUGCAACUGAGCCAGAACCUGCUCUUCGUCAUUCCUUGUUCUUCAUCAAGUAAUUACCAAGACACGUCUCUAGUUUUCAAGUCGAGCUUUGUAUGGUAUCUUGCCAUGCUCAGCGGAGAGAUUCCAAGUUCCACCACUCGACUGAGCCGUAUACGAGACAUGGUAGCCACAAAAUUCGAUAUUUACCACAACGAAAGUCAGGCUUCAAACACCAGCACUGUCAGCAACAGUUUUGUUACCCACACUCAGAACAUAAUGUCACUAAGCACUGGGGGGAAUCCUACACUUGAAGAGCCGCUUAGGACCUGUGACGCCAGACGGGACAAGAUUUCAAUUGUACUAAACAGUGCUGGGUACGGGCUGAUUCUGAAAAGAAGAGAAGAAUUGCUGAAACUGUACUCGUCAGACGAUGAGUGUUUUCGCCAACUUCUCACUGUUGCUAUAGCAGCUGGUGAUCCACUAGCACUUUGCUGUACAGGGCCAUCACUCACAUUUGAGACCCAAAAGUCAUGGCUAAGUCGCCCUGGCAUCAAUGCUCGAGAUAUUGGAUCUGAUCCAUCCCACAAAGCAUUACCCGCAUUCGCAAUCGACAGCAUGCAGAUGGACGAUUCACCCUCAUCUAGCUGGAUACAGCUGGACGGGUUCAAAAUCGACAACGAAGUACCACCGUCAGAGGAAGCACUAACAGCGGCCGUGUUCAUGACACUCAAGUGCCAGAGCUUAGGCAUGGGAGUUCCUCCAGCAAAUAGCGGCAUUCCAAUAUUCAGUACGGGCCCCGGGUACGAUUUCUGGGAUCACGCGAUUCACCGUAAUCAAGACUUUUCCUCCUUCACAAGAACAAUUGCCGCAAUUCUUGACUGCGGGUUGGUCUGGAUGUUAGAGACAGCUGAACUCUGCGGCUUUCCCCGCAACCACCUCGAGGGAUGGAAGAAGGACGCAAUGGGAUACUUCCAAGAGGGUUUUCAUGUCCAAGAGCUCAUAAAGAUGGGCUGGGCCGGUGAGGAAGAAGGUAGAAACGGUGUUAGGAGCCUUUUGCGUUUUGCAAUGUGGUUGAUUACAUGGGGUGUCCAAACCGUCCACGAGUAUCCUUUGGUAUCGCAGGGACCUCUCAAUUGGUUUCCCACUGUAUAUGAAAGUCUCCAGGGAGCGAAACUUUUGAUCUUCUCGCGACUCACCGCUGCGCCUAGCACCAGUAGGAGUUCGGAUAAUAAGCCUUUGGAAGUGUUUGUGCCGAAGUGUCUGGCUGUCGAUGGCUAUGAGAAGUUAGCGAGAUGUUGGCUAGUGACUCCUGGUUCGGCCUCAAAGAAUCGUGAAGAAGAUGAGUUGGAAAGGCUAGAGGCUGAGCCGAGUAAUAAUCUUACAGCCAAACCAAUGAUUCUGGAGAGUAAGACUAGAAUAUUCAGCGCGAGACCAAUUGGUGGGUUAGGUUUUGAUGUGAAAACUCUCAGUCAUGUCAAAAUUUACGGCGCGUAA